Cotesia congregata is the source of this 666-nucleotide messenger RNA. The record is from the annotation of a GenBank genome assembly. Lineage: Eukaryota; Metazoa; Arthropoda; Insecta; Hymenoptera; Braconidae.
AUGGAAGAUAUAGAAAGUAAAAAUUCAGAUGACAGUCAAAGUGAAUUUUUGAAUAAAGAAGUGGAUGAUAAUGAAGAGAAAAAAAAUGUUAAUAAGAAGAAAAAGAAGCCUGGUAUUGUUUAUCUAUCACAAAUACCUAAAUAUAUGAAUUGUGCGAUUUUGAAAAAUCUUUUGUCUGUACAUGGAGAAAUUGGUCGGGUUUAUUUACAAUUAGCACCUAAAGAUGCACCGCGAAUAUUCACCGAAGGCUGGGUAGAGUUUGAAAGCAAAAGAGCUGCUAAAUUUGUGGCUAACAAUCUCAAUGGACAGGCGAUUGGUACAAGGAAGGGUAGGCGAUUUUAUGACAUUCUUUGGAAUAUUAAAUAUUUACCCAGAUUUAAAUGGAUACACCUGAGCGAACGUUUAGCGUAUGAAAAGGCUGUUCAUAAACAACGUUUGCGUACUGAAAUAUCUCAAGCUAAACGUGAAAGCACUUUCUUCUCAUACAAUCUGGAUCGCAGCAAGAAAUUAAAGCUCAAAGAGCAAAAAGGUGAAAUUAGUAACUUUGUGGUGCCUGAAAUAAAACAACGUGAAACAGAAAUGGAGAUAGUAGAGAAAAAGAAGAAGAAUAAGAAGCAAAAUAAUAUGGAAAAUGAUCGUAAAACAUUUCUUAAAUCAAUUUUCUAG